GAUUACCGAAUGGCGAACAUGCACUCAUUUUGCAUCAGGCUGGUGAUUUAUCCAAUUCAUGCGCUAAUAUUGGCCCCGUUAUGGCACCUGACAAAAAAUUUAAUGUAUCCGCUAUAUUUGGAGAUAUUAAAGCGGAUGGUAUUAAAAAUGCAACAAUUGAUCGAGAAAUUGACUGGCCGCAAGAUAUCUCACUUAUUGGUCAUUCGUUGGCGAUUCAUAAAUUAUCAGUAAUGGAAUGGUCAUUACGUAGCAAAGAUAUACUACCACUGGCUUGCGGUACGAUUGGUUUUGCAUCAUCGUGA
Messenger RNA from Acanthocheilonema viteae, 302 nucleotides. The record is from the annotation of a GenBank genome assembly. Lineage: Eukaryota; Metazoa; Nematoda; Chromadorea; Rhabditida; Onchocercidae.